AUGGGCGCUCUGGAGCGCGCGUCCAUCGAGCAGUGGCUGCAGACGGAGGCACAGAGCUUCGACUCGCCCAGCACCGAGAUGGUCUACAGCCUCGCCAUCCUGCCGCCCACCCUGCCCAGGCAGCAGAGCGACAACAACAGCAACGGCACUGGCAGCGGGUUCAACGCUAGGGACGUGGUCGUGGGCAGCAACGCCGACGUGUCCAGCGGCAAGCGCGGUGUGGCCGGGUCGCAGCAGCCGACGGCGAGCCAGAGCCAGAGACAGAAUGAUACAUCUCACUUCGUCUAA
Miscanthus lutarioriparius is the source of this 288-nucleotide messenger RNA. Lineage: Eukaryota; Viridiplantae; Streptophyta; Magnoliopsida; Poales; Poaceae. The record is from the annotation of a GenBank genome assembly.